AUGCACGAAGAGAUUGACAACCUGAAAUCCCUUUACGACCGUGCCGGGAAGACUUUCUCCGGCUGUCCUUCUGCGGCACAGGAUGUGCCGCGUCGUACUGCUCAACCAGACCCAGUACGUCAAUCAUCAGUUGGGAGCGGAGCUCCCAAGUAUCCCAGGACGGGGGAUAACCGCGCCGCCGGACGAGAUAGCGCUGGCCACCGCGAGAGUCCUCUAAAGGAGGUGGAGGAGGAGGAGGAGAAAAGACGCUCUCCAAACUAUCGUGAGGGAGCGUGUGUUUUCGAGAGCCUUUUUGAUCGCGUAACUAUUGCGUUGCGCGGCGACCUCGAGCAUGAGCGGGACAGGCGUCUCCAACUGGCGGAAACUGUCUUGAAGCAUCGAGCUGAGUUUGCCUUUGCUCAGCUUGAGAACGAGAGAGCGUUGGCAUCUCUGCGUGACGAGCUAAGGGUAGCUCGUGUAGAUAUCGACCGAUCUCGGGCUGAGAUAACUGCUUUUCAGACCCUUGUUGAUAUCCAUCAUCGGAAGCACAAGGCUCUCUGUGAGAUACUUGAGCGCAAGGGCGUUCUUCAUCAGAAGAAACAGCGUACUUAUGGUACGGCUUAA
This is a messenger RNA of Peronospora matthiolae, 603 nucleotides long. The record is from the annotation of a GenBank genome assembly. NCBI's taxonomy places the organism in Eukaryota, Oomycota, Peronosporomycetes, Peronosporales, Peronosporaceae.